AUGGAUGCAUCCCCUUGGCAUCCGGUGGCCUGGGGGCCCCAGGGGCCGUCGUUGGGGCCGUCGUUUGGGCUGCGGUGUGGGACCCAAACGACAGCCCCGUGCUGCGCUGUCCGGUCCGGUUUUCGGACGCGGAGGGCGAGGACUGACGGAUGGCAGGUCGCGGCCCUCAUCACAGCGGCAUUCUCCACCAAGGGGAGGACGUACCAGCGAUGUGUUCGGCGCAGCACCGAGCUGGAUUUGUUGGAUCAACAGGACCCCGGGCGUUCCGCCCUUCGUGGAGAAUGGGCCGUGCCCGGCACCGUGAUCUUCGCCGCGGACACCGCGGAGAGCGGCGCGGUGCGCGUCACAGGCAGCGGCGCCAGCAGCGGCGGCCACUGGCGGCGCUUGCGCUUCAACGAGAGCACGGAGCAAAGUGUUUUGUUGUUGGACGCGAACUUGCAUCCGAGACAUGAAGCACUUGCCUUCGGAUAUUUGAAAUCACUGGCUGCUGUGGGCUCUGCCACCUUGCGAUGCCUGGGCACUGCCACGCCCUGGCGUGUACUGGUGCUUGGCGUGGGUCUGGGUGCGUUGCCCGGGUGGUUCGCGAGCAAAGCCAAGGCCUUGGUGCAUGCCAUCGACCUGGAUCCACUGGUGCUGAAAGCUGCCGAGACGGUGGGUUUGAUGCCACCCGCCCUGCAUGGCACUGAGAGGUGCCUAGAGGACGGCGCCCAAGAUGGGCCUGCGCUGCGCACCUACUGCUGUGAUGGUGUGGAGUAUGUGGCCGCCUGUGCCAAGUCCACCAGCGGCUUGCCGCUCUACGAUCUGAUCGUCAUGGACGUCUUUGAUGGCGAAGGUGAAACACCGGAAGCCUUUCUGACGGAAGACUUUGGUCGUUCCUGCGCUGCCAUUGCCAGCAGUUGUGUGGUCAACUUGACAUGCCCCGUGCCAAUGUGGGAAGAUGCUCACGCCUUCAACGCGCCCAGCGCCGGGCGCUUGGCGGAGGCCUUUCGCAGCGGCUUCCAGUCCCAGGCGUGGAGCGUUCGUGUGGCGGAAGGUCAGAAUUUGAUCAUGGCCGCCACACGCAUGGGUGCUCCCCCAGAAAAGUACCUCAAAGAGGCAUCUCUGGAGUUGGCCAAGGAAGAGAUCUUUGCUUUCGAUCCCGUACGGCGUGUGAGCUUCCGACGACAAGACUGGUGCCUCCAGACCUCAAUCCUGAUGGACGCUCCUGUCUUGGAUCUGGUGGAAGAAGCUGAUCGCAGCACCCUACAGGCUCGCAAAGUACGGCGACGUGAAGGCAUCAGCGUGACCAGCAAACUGGACGAAUUGGAAGGCGAGCCCGCGGCCUUUCGCUCGUCACGGUCCUUUGCCAUGAUGCUGCCCAACUGCGUCCAGGUGAUUCGAUUGAACUUUAAGUCCGUUGCGACCCAGCGCGCACCGCUGUCGGCCACGGAGUGCUGCACGCAGCUAGCGCAGCUGUCGCAGGUGAAUGGCUCCACACCUGUGCAGGCCCGUUGGAGUUUCGAUGACGUUGGCGUGCCGAGCUUUGAGGAGCAACGAAGACAUUUGGCAACGGCUUCGUCGCCCCCACCAGUCCGCUUGGGGCGUUGGCUGCAGGGCCUGCUACGCUUCCUGGCUGUUGCCUUGCGACCUGUUUGGGACCUCCCUUUGGUGGUCACCGUGUCGCACCGCGAAACGCUCGGACUCGUCCAGCAGAGUUUAGGUCUGGGCAUUGCAGAGGAUGCCGUCCGACGUUUGAUUGGCCGGCUGCGUCCAGCUGUGCGUUUCGCCCACGGCGCUGAAAGUGGGCAGAAGUCCAAGGCCGUUGAUCCUGCUUCCAGCAGCGCAGCCAGGUUCAAACUCUACACCAGCGAGCGCUCCGUUCAGAGCGAAGCCGUUGCACAGGCGCGACAGACUUUGCACGGAGUGCUUGAGGUGGCAGAUCGCGCAUUGGAAGUGCUGUCCCUGCUUUCCCUACUGCAAGAGCAGAAGAGCGCCUAUCGGGUGCUUCGCAGCAACUUGUUGAGCAGCGACUUGCUACAGCGACUUCAGUGCACCAGCUUUGGGCAGUUGGUCGAGAGUGAUGAUGCCUUGGACCCAGCUGUGCAGCUCUGUAGCGCUUUCUUGGUGGAAAGCCGCUGGGAAUCCGAUGAAUCGCAUGAAAUUGGGCUGAUUUUUUCAAGCAUUAAAGGUGGACUCACAACUCCCAUGGCGGACGCGCAGGCGACUCCAGGAGCCAAGUUCCAGCGUUUCGGAAGCGCUGGAGGUCUUUGUCGGGACUUGGAGGAACAGUGUCCACAAAUCUUCAAAAAGCUGGACCUGUCCUUUGUCAACUCGCGUUUCGGUGACAUGGCUCCUGCACGACCUUUGACUGCAGCCGCCUUCGGCAAGGCGGCAGUGGAGAACCAGGAGAGUUGCCUGGAACUACUUCAUCGCUACGCACAAUGUGUCUCCGUCAAUUCGCCGGAAGACCACUGGGUGUCUUUAUCUCAGACCUUGCGUGCAGCGGUCAGCGAAGAUCCAAAGCGAGCGGCUGAGGCGUGGCGAUGGAAGUCACCAUGCUUCGCGCACAACCAGACUGGCAUCUGGAACAGUACAGGAGCGCAGUGGCUUGAAGGACCAGACUGGCCUCCGCUGGAGGAUCGGUCCCCCAUUUUGCCGGACUAUGUUCGACGACCGGCGCAAUCAGACCCUGCAUGA
Cladocopium goreaui is the source of this 2676-nucleotide messenger RNA. The record is from the annotation of a GenBank genome assembly. NCBI's taxonomy places the organism in Eukaryota, Dinophyceae, Suessiales, Symbiodiniaceae.